UGUUGAUCUCAGCUACAAUGUUCACUAGCAAGCUCAAGACAGCGCAAAAGGACGCCGUCGGGCGGUUCAUGUCGCUCGCGCUCGUCUCGGAAGCCAUUGCGAUUCAGUUCCUGGAGCGCGCCAGCUGGAAGCUCGAGCCUGCCCUCGAUGCAUUCUACAACAGCCCCGAGGCUCGCAAGCAAAAGGCGCCGCGCGUCGACGACAAGAAGCUCGCCGCCUUCUUUGAAAAGUACAAGGACGACCCAACGGAGGACGUCAUUGGUCCCGCUGGCAUGGAAAAGUUCUGCGAAGACUUGGAGAUUGACCCGUCCAACAUUCUCAUGCUCAUCAUUGCGUGGAAGCUGAAUGCGGCUACGAUGGGCUACUUUACCCGAGCAGAGUUUACAACGGGGCUAACGAACAUUGGCGUCGACACUCCCGAGAAGCUGAAGGAACAGUUCCCCGCUCUGCGUGCUGUGCUCGACAACGAGUUUAGCUUCCGAGACCUCUACAUCUACACGUUUAACUUUGGACGCGAUCCAACUCAAAAAGGCCUCGCCCUCGACUCGGCAAUCGCGCUGUGGCAACUCGUCCUCGAAGGUCGAUUCAAGUUCUUGAGUCUGUGGUGCACGUUCUUGAAAGAAAAUCACAGCCGAACCAUCUCGAAGGACACCUGGAAUCUCUUGCUCGAUUUUGCCUCGACCAUCAACGACACCAUGAGCAACUAUGACUCUGAAGGCGCUUGGCCCGUGCUAAUUGAUGAAUUUGUCGAGUAUGCCCAGACAGAGCUGAAGCAAUCGGCAGUGUAACAACCACGACAAGAUUGAUUUGAACGAGACUGGCUCUCCUUCUUCCCAUUGUUGCGUUUUGCGUUUUGCUGUGUGUGUGUUUUUGAGUCCGUUGGUGUUGUUUCUUUGUUUCAUAAAAAUCCUACUGCCGGUA
Molecule: messenger RNA, 921 nt
Organism: Capsaspora owczarzaki ATCC 30864
Lineage: Eukaryota; Filasterea; Ministeriida; Capsasporidae
Product: defective in Cullin neddylation protein 1
Exons: 6
Coding region: 18-788 (256 amino acids)
Biological process (GO): positive regulation of ubiquitin-protein transferase activity; protein neddylation
Cellular component (GO): ubiquitin ligase complex
Molecular function (GO): ubiquitin-like protein binding; cullin family protein binding; ubiquitin conjugating enzyme binding
Source: RefSeq, a predicted model, not a curated record